Molecule: messenger RNA, 917 nt
Organism: Theobroma cacao (cacao)
Lineage: Eukaryota; Viridiplantae; Streptophyta; Magnoliopsida; Malvales; Malvaceae
Product: mediator of RNA polymerase II transcription subunit 9-like
Cellular component (GO): mediator complex
Source: RefSeq, a predicted model, not a curated record
UACAUUAGCAAAAAUUCCCAUAUCUCUGCCUAACUGUGCGCUGGUAGAGAAAAAGAAGCCAGGGAGCAAGCGAGGGAAAGAAAGCCGAUGGAUCCGUACUCAGGAGGAGGGAGCUGGACUAUGAUCCCCAGCGUUCCGACCCACAGUAACGUAUCUACUCCCACCAAUCAAGACCAUCUAUACCUCUCUCCACCACCACCACAACAACAAUUCCAUCCACAACAAUUCCAACAACAGCGUAUUUUACACCAGCAGCAGCAGCAGCAGCAGAAUCAGCACCAUCAGUCACUAGCUUCUCACUUUCACCUCUUACAGUUGGUGGAGAAUUUGGGUGAUGCAAUUGAUAAUGGAAGUCGGGAUCAACAUUCUGAUGCUUUGAUUAAUGAACUGAACAAUCACUUUGAGAAGUGCCAGCAGCUUUUGAACUCGAUUGCGGCAUCAAUUAACACCAAAGCUAUGACUGUUGAAGGACAGAAGCAAAAGCUGGAGGAAAGUGAACAACUACUAAAUCAAAGGAGGGAUUUGAUUGCCAACUAUGGAAUCUCUGUUGAAGACCUUGUGAAGACUGAGCCCUAGUUGCUUCUCACUCUAACUGAGCACAGGUUGAGAGCAUUCUGUUUAACUCUGAAAGCUCAGAAGGAAAGCCAGAGAACAUGUAAUCAUAGAAUUAGAUCACAUACAUCUUUUUGUUCAGCAAGUAGAAAAUUCUUAGUUUGUUGUCUAGCUUGUUCUUCUAUUACGAUUUCCUUUGGAAUGAGAUGAUGUUCAAAUGCAAUCUUGACUUCAUUUUUUUGGUUCCUUUUAAUGUUAUUGAGCUCUGAGUCCCAUUAGUGCUGGAGGCUGGAUGUUCAUAAGGUUUUCAGUGAAAGUUCAAUGAGAUUGAUAAAUUCUGUCCACUAAGUGGAUUAUUUCGAUCA